AUGAGCAGCCCCAAACAAGCUCCUCACGAGGAGACCUCACAAGCGACCUUUGAGGCUGAUAUCGCCAUCGUCGGGGAAGCCAGCAAUACGAAGCGGAUAUGGUAUAGAACGGUGUUUUUUCAGGCCACCGUCAUUGGACUCUGUGCAUUCUUUGCGCCUGGGCUGUAUAAUGCCAUGCAGUCUACUGGAGCUGGCGGGCAACAGACUCCAUACCUUGUCAUGUCGGCCAACGCUGUUCUGGGGGUCAUGAUGGUUGUCACUUGCUCAAUGGGAAGCGUAAUGGCCAACAAGAUUGGACUAAAGAAUGCCUUGAUAUUUGGCACGACAGGAUACGCUAUUUACUCAGCAUCGCUGUACACAAACAACAGAUAUGGCACGGAAUGGUUUGUAUAUCUGGGCUCUGCAGCCUGUGGCAUAACAGCAGGCAUUUUUUGGGCGGCAGAAGGAGCCAUUAUGAUCAGUUACCCCGAAGACCAGAAACGUGGAAGAUACCUUGCGUACUGGCUUGCCUACCGUAAUGGUGGAUCAAUCGUUGGUGGCGCCAUCAAUCUCGCUUUCAAUUCCACUGGGAAAACAACUGGAAAGUUGGAUUGGAGAACAUACGUUGUUUUUGUGGCUUUGCAAUGCCUUGGGCCUUUUGUUGCCAUGCUGCUUUCACCUCCUGAAAAGGUCCAGCGUCAAGAUGGUAGAAAGGUCUCCAAGGCCGAGCAAAUCCCAACAACUGCUGAGCUGAAGGCCGUUGCCAAGAUUUUGAUUCGGAAAGACUUUCUUCUCGUCUUCCCUUUCUUCUUCUACGCCACAUUUCUGCUAUCAUACGCAGGAUCCUAUCUCUCACUCUACUUCUCAGUCAGAUCAAGAGCUCUAGCUUCCUUGGUUUCUGCAUUAGCACAGAUCACGGCCAACUUCUUCUUCGGCCACUUUCUCGACUGGACCAGAUUCACCAUCAAUCAGAGGGCCAGAUUUGCUUACUUCGGCAUGAUGGCUCUGUUUGGCGGCACCUGGAUUUGGGCAACUGUGAUUCAACGGGAGUAUGGUAAACGUGCCCCCGCAUUGGAUUGGGCUGACCAUGGCUUCGGCCGGGGCUGGGCUCUUUACAUUGUGCUUCAAGUGAACUUUGCUCUGGCAUACAACUAUGGCUAUUGGCUGGCUGGAUACAUGGCCCGAGGUCCUGCUGAGGUCAUUCGUUUUACUUCAACUGUUCGGGCUGUUGAGGCAGCAGGGGGUGCCGUGGCAUCUGGCAUCAGCUCUACCCACGCGCCUUUGCUCGCUGCUGUUGGAGUCAACUUUGGGCUAUGGGGUUUGGCACUUAUCCCUACCUACAUAGUCGUGAGGUCUCUUAACAUCAAAGAUGAGACAUCGCGUGAUGAAGAUGAGGUUAGCAAAAGCACAGACGAGCCCUAA
Molecule: messenger RNA, 1401 nt
Organism: Colletotrichum gloeosporioides
Lineage: Eukaryota; Fungi; Ascomycota; Sordariomycetes; Glomerellales; Glomerellaceae
Product: UNC93-like protein
Exons: 9
Coding region: 1-1401 (466 amino acids)
Biological process (GO): transmembrane transport
Molecular function (GO): transmembrane transporter activity
Source: RefSeq, a predicted model, not a curated record